This is a messenger RNA of Amaranthus tricolor (Joseph's coat), 822 nucleotides long. RefSeq lists its product as uncharacterized. The record is from RefSeq and is a predicted model, not a curated record. The transcript has 2 exons. Bases 1 to 822 code for a protein of 273 amino acids. NCBI's taxonomy places the organism in Eukaryota, Viridiplantae, Streptophyta, Magnoliopsida, Caryophyllales, Amaranthaceae.
AUGAUGUUCGAUAGUAAGGAAGCUUUGUUGGAAGCUAUAAGAGUGUAUUAUAUUCCUAGAAAUGUGGAGUAUAGAACAGAGACUUCAAUCCAAAUCGUCAUUACCUUGAAGUGUAAGCGGGGUUGUUCAUGGAGACUCUGGGCUAUGCUCGACUCAUAUUCAAUCUUUAUGGCGUAUUAUUACGUACAAUGUGAGGGCUUCAAUCAUGGUAAACCUCUUAUCGCUAUUGACGGCACACACUUGUAUGGUAAGUAUCCUCAUACCUUAUUGAUUGGUAUUGCCCAAGAUGGUGAUAAGGGAAUCUUUCCAUUAGCGUUUGCCUUGGUUGAGAAGGAGUGUAUAGGUGCAUGGUCGUGGUUCAUAGCUUGUAUUCGUAAGCAUGUCACACAGAGGAUGGGUUUAUGGGUUAAUUCUGAUAGACACGCGGAUAUUUUAGCAACCAUGGAAGAGCCGGAGUGGCAACCACCUUAUGCCCAUCAUAGGUUAUGCUUACGUCACUUGCUUAGCAACUUUAAUCAUGCUAUGGGUAAUGUUCAACCGAAGAAGUUGUUUGGUAGAAUUUUUGAGCAAAGACAACAAGCUAAGUUAAUGAAUGGCUUGAAGACAAUUGGGAUCGCAAAACGAGAGGCAAUUUUCUGGAUUGAUGAAGUAGGUGACAUGUCUAAGUGGUCGUUGUGUCAUGAUGGGGGUUAUAGGUAUGGCAUUACUAACACGAACUUAGUUGAAGUUUUCAACUUUGUGAUUAUGUGUGUACGUUUCUUGCCUUUAACUACACUAGUUGAAUUCACCUUCUAUAAGGUAAAUGAUUAUCUCGUUUCUUAG